Messenger RNA from Rotaria sp. Silwood1, 1758 nucleotides. Lineage: Eukaryota; Metazoa; Rotifera; Eurotatoria; Philodinida; Philodinidae. The record is from the annotation of a GenBank genome assembly.
AUGCAUUACCCAAAUAUUGAUAAUCCAUCAAAUUUGGCCAAGUUACCUCCUCGUGGUGGUAGUGAUCGAUCACAAUCAAAAAUUAGAAUAUCGAGAUCAUCCACAUCAAACCGAUCGUUACAUCGUACUUUAUCAAAUGAAUCUGUAUCUUCAUCGAUUACUCGUCGUUCAAAACAUCGAUCUUCUUCCGGACGGAGUCAUAAUCGAAGAAAAGUCGUAGCUGAUUCAAAUAUUCAUUCUAUCAAUGUUUUAUCAUCGUCUAACAAAUCCGAGAACAAUGUUCAAGGUAUUCAAAACUUGGAUCAAAAUGAUGAAAUGAUAACAAUAGAAUCUGGUACUGAUGUUCUCGAUCGUGAUUAUUAUCAAAAUCUAAAUUCUACAACUGAUUCUGUUCAGUCAAUUCAACCAUUUGAAGUUGAUAAAGUACUUCCACCGAAAAUUACAACAACUUUUUCAGGGAAAAAAAAGGCAGAGGACGUUUUGAAAUUCUUCGAGAUGCAAUCUUAUGGAACGUACAAAUGUUUAUUAUGUGUAGAUGAACAGAAGAUAAUACGACAGUACAAUCGAGGUACAGCAAACUUAAGAUCGCAUCUUCUUGUUCAUGGUAUGAACGAUUAUGCAUUCAAAUCACAAGAAAAUCAACGAAAUUCAGAAAAAAAUGUAACUUCUGUUGUUCCAUUAGGUCUGCAAAGAAAACAUGAAAUCGAUGAAGCUCUAUUACAAUGUAUUAUUGGAGCUGGUUUACCUUAUAAUAUGUUUAAUCAUAAAGCUGUUAUUCAAUUUCUUAAUGUUCUAGAACCGAGAUAUACACCACCUGAUAGACGUACUCUAUCAUCUCGUAUUAUCAGUGAAUAUAAUGAAUAUAUUAAUGAUCUUAAAAAUAUUCUGCCUCAUGUUGGACCAUUAGCAUUUGCAAGUGACAUUUGGAAAGAUAUUUCACGUCAUCAUAUGAUCUCUCUAUCUGUUCAUACAUUUACAUUUGAUUUCGAAUAUAUCUCGUUACCGAUAUCAUUUCAUAUUUUUCACGAACGGAAAUUAUCAGUUAAUAUACGAGGAUAUUUUGAACAUGAACGUGAUCGAUUUAACUUAAAUACGAGAAUUUUAGCAGGAAUAACGACUGAUAACGGUCCUAACAUAAAGUCGGCUGCAUCUUAUAAUAUAUUUGGCCCUCGCUUUGCGUGUUUGGCUCACUGCUUAAAUUUAACGGUGCAUCAUGCCUUAUGUUUAUGGGCAAAACCAGAUCCUAAGAAAUAUCCAUUUGAUUCAACUCAUCAUGAAAUAACUGAUUCUUUAAUUGAUGACGAAGAUGAUGAAUUGACAUCUGAUCUUCCAGAAAAUCUUUCAUCAAUUUCAUUGGGUGGUGAAGAUAGUGUAGCUGAUGAUAAUCAAAAUCUUACACAUCUCAAUCACACUUCAUCAUAUUCUGAUAAUCUUUCAUCUUCAUUAUUUGUUCAGGCGAAAGACUAUUUAGAUAUUGAACCAUCGGAGGAUAAUAGUCAAAUAGUAAAUCCUCGAAAUAAUGAAGAAAUAUAUAAAUUUCUUCUUCGUGUGUAUGCUCUUCUUAGUAAGGUACGUAUUUUUAUAUCAAUGGCUCGUGAAGUUGAUGCUCUUCAACGUCAUAUUCAUAACAAACUUGGUGAUAAUAAAGGUGGAUUUAUUCUCGAUGUUAAGGUAAGACACAGUUUUCACUUCAGUUUAAAUGCUAUUCAUGAAGCCGUUCGUCUCUAUUUCGUAUCACAUGUAUAUUUUAACAUAUGA